Zingiber officinale is the source of this 1355-nucleotide messenger RNA. Its product is annotated as zinc finger protein ZAT10-like. Gene Ontology annotation, molecular function: DNA-binding transcription factor activity. The transcript has a single exon. The record is from RefSeq and is a predicted model, not a curated record. Bases 190 to 1251 code for a protein of 353 amino acids. NCBI's taxonomy places the organism in Eukaryota, Viridiplantae, Streptophyta, Magnoliopsida, Zingiberales, Zingiberaceae.
AUCUCCGCAUUAGGAAAGCAAACAUGAAACACGUGGCUCGCUUCUCCGCUGCGGACACUUCGAGUUACUCCGGUGUGGCGUCGACUCUGACGUCGGUUGAACAAGAAACACCGUGGAAGCUUAUCCAGUGUUUCACUUUGGACGCGACACCCAAAACUGAACAGCGGGCUGAAACUGCGUCGAGAUUAGAUGGCCCACUCAACCGUCAAUCAAAACACAGGUACGAAUGUAGGGUAUUUGUCGUACUUGCUUUUGUUCUCCGCCUCGGCUUCUCUAUAUAUGCUCCUCUGCAUCGUCGUCCUGCUCUUCAUCGGCUCGUCUCUUCACUUGCACACGGAUCUCUUUCUACUGAUAUUUUCAACAAGAUCGGGGUCGACCAUGGCAAUCGAUGGAGUGAUCCAAGAAGAGAGGCCGUCGUCGCCGCCGUCGGCUUACCAGGUGGAGUUUUGUGCAAAGAAGAAGCGGUCCAAGCGACCCCACGCGUCAUACAGCUCACGAUCCGACGAGGGAGGUGAUCACCGGAUGCCCACUGAGGAGGAGCACCUUGCCCUCUGCCUCAUGAUGCUCUCCCGCGGCGUCAGCGGCACUGGCGGAUCUGCUCUGCUUCCGGUGGCUCUGGAAGGCGCCUCUCGUCGCGACCUUGGGGUGGAAGCGGCGGCGCCGCCUGCGAGGGCUCAGUCUUACGAGUGCUCGGUGUGCGGCAAGGCGUUCCCCUCUUACCAGGCACUCGGUGGCCACAAGACCAGCCACCGAAAGCCCGCGGGGGCUCCACCUGCGGGAGGAGACGACGCGGCCUCCGCCACCACCAGCGGCUCUGCCUCCGGCGCUAGGGCGCAUGAGUGCUCCGUGUGCCACAAGUCUUUCCCGUCGGGGCAGGCGCUGGGCGGCCACAUGAGGUGCCACUACGAGGGCGUCAUAAACGGAAGCGCGGCCGCUGCGAAAGCGGCGAAGGACGCGUCGUCCUCUGGGGCGGCCGCCAGCUCCGUAAACAACCUGGUGUUGGAUCUCAACCUGUCGCCUCUUCCGGCGAAGAAGAAGGGGGAAGAGGAGGAGGUGCUGAGCCCUCUGGCGUUGACUUUGGCGAAGAAACCGCGGCUGCUGGCCACGCCAACCGUCGGCGUAGCUACGAAGCAAACGGAAGAAUCGGCGAGGAGUCCUCUGGCGUUGACCAUGAAGCCGCUGGCCUGGCCUGCUACAAAGGGCGCCGUCGGAUCGCCGUUGCCGACAUUAAAAUUAAUCAGCUUCAUCUAGUGAUUCCUUCUGUAGUUCUAAGCAAAAUUUUCUUCUUCCAUUUUUUUUACUGCACUUGUGUAUCCUACAAUGAAUCAUUUAAUUCAUCAUAAAAUUCUAUUUAA